AUGCGGGCUAUAGACCCAGUACCCGUUAACCAAAAGUCCGGUGUCACCUACCGCAUCGACUGCCUUUAUAGUCAAGCCAAUUAUGUUGGUGAAACCGGCAAACGGGUUCUCACAAGAAUGCACCAGCACGAACUCGCCGUGGGACGGAAAGACAAGAAUUCUUUAAGUGGCCGCUCACGCAUCCAUGCCGAGGCACGACUUCGAUUUCGAACACCUGCGAAUACUGGGUCAGUCAGACGACCGAACUUCACGCCGCUUGCUGGAGGCAUGGCACUCACACGCGGACUCUAUCAAUAG
Molecule: messenger RNA, 297 nt
Organism: Dibothriocephalus latus
Lineage: Eukaryota; Metazoa; Platyhelminthes; Cestoda; Diphyllobothriidea; Diphyllobothriidae
Source: the annotation of a GenBank genome assembly